UGAUUAUUGAUUUUUUCUACAUUUACAUUUUACACUAUCAUACUAAGUUGACGGCUAUUAUUCUAUUUCAUUUCAAUUUCUAAUAAUCUUAAAAUUAAUAAUUGUAUCCUUGUUUCCCUGCAUUUGUAUUUUUAUUUAUUAGGCAAUAAGAAAUACGAAUUACCAAUUAAUAUGGCAGUUCAUUGAGACCGGUGACAUUAUCAAUAACAUUUCCGUUUUGCAGUUUAAAUGCAGUGAUAGUUUUACGUUCCUGAAAACAAUGAAAAUCAAUAUCAAGAUGCUUAACGGACAGGAAUGUGAAUUCGAUGUGAGUAUAGGCGCUUUUUAACGAUUCAUAAUUUUGUUAAAUUUUAGAAGAAGUACAAACUUUCCUAUUAGAUUUGUGUGUUACACUUUGGGUUUACAUUUGAUUUCUUCCCGUGUGUGUAUUAUUGAUGCGUGAGAACGACGAAACGCCAAGUCCCAGAGAAACAGUACCACUAAUGGCAUCACCAAGGAAUAACCCGUCACAUCGUGACUCAUUGACUGCUCAAGAAGAAGAAACCCUUAAAUAUGGCGCUGAACAUGUCAUUAAACUCUUCGUACCUGUGUCCAUGUGCAUGUUGGUAGUAGUGGCCACGAUCAAUUCAGUGAGCUUUUACAAUGUAAAAGAUAUGUAUUUAUUGUACACACCAUUUCACGAGACCAGUCCAGAGGCAUCCACCAAAGCACUAAAUGCUGUAGCCAAUGCGGGUAUUUUGAUAACUGUUGUUAUUAUAAUGACUGUUUUCUUAAUUGGAUUAUACAAAUAUCGUUGUUACAAAUUGAUACACGGAUGGCUUAUCAUGUCAUCGUUGACACUCCUGUCCAUGUUCACUUGUCUGUACAUUGAAGAGAUUUUAUACACAUAUAAUAUUCCCAUGGAUUAUAUAACAUUUUUUCUGAUAAUAUGGAAUGUCGGUAUGUUGGGUAUGGUGUGUAUACAUUGGAAAGGCCCGUUGAGACUUCAACAAUCUUAUCUGAUUUUUAUUGCUGCUCUUAUGGCACUUGUAUUUAUAAAAUAUAUGCCCGAGUGGACCACUUGGGUCGUACUAUUUGUCAUAUCUAUUUGGGACUUAGUUGCUGUACUCACUCCACGAGGUCCUUUACGUAUUUUAGUUGAGUUAGCGGAAGAGCGAAAUGAACAAAUAUUUCCUGCACUGAUUUAUUCUUCUACAGUUGUGUACAUGAUAAACCGUUCAGAUAGUGUUGAUAGUACCACAGACAGUCAAAAUGGAUUUACUAGGACAUGGGUGGAAGAACAUCAACGCCAACAGCCCCCGCUUGAAGAAAUUAAAGUAUGUAGAAGAAUAAUGGAUCAAGAUGAAAAAGGUGUCAAACUCGGAUUAGGUGAUUUCAUAUUCUACAGUGUUUUGGUGGGCAAAGCAUCGUCUUACGGAGACUGGAAUACCACAUUAGCAUGCUUUGUGGCUAUACUUAUUGGAUUGUGCUUGACACUUUUAUUAUUGGCCAUAUUUAGACGUGCUUUGCCUGCUUUACCAAUAUCAAUCACUUUUGGACUGGUAUUUUAUUUUGCUACUCGAGGACUAGUAAAACCAUUUGCGGACAUGCUUGCUUCAAAACAAAUUUUUAUAUGAUUAAUAUUAUUAUAGUUUACUAAUUUACUUGUUUUUUUUUUUUUUUGAUAUAUAAAAUAUAUUAUUUACUAAUAAUUACAAUGAUUUAUAAAUUAUUAAUAAGUAAUAAAUAUUAAUUUUUUUAUACUGUUUACUUGAUACGUGGAAUUUAAGUAAUAUUUAAAAUAAAAUAAUAAAUAAUUGUCUUUAUUAUACUAUUUUUAUGAGUUUGUAAUCAAAUUAUUCCUAAUACUAAAUCAAGCAGUUAUAGGAUUUAUCAAAAAUCUAUGGGGUUCAUAAAAAUAAAAUAAAUUAUUAAUCCAAAUACCGAUAUAGUGCCGUAAAUUUAUUUAAGUAAAUUAUAUUACCAAAAAUUCAUCUAUAAAUUUCAGUAUAUAUGAAUUGCUAAUUAGGUACAAAUUCUGAAUCGGUUAAUUUUUGAAAUUGCAUUUUAAUGCGAAAAUUAAUUUUUAGGUACCUAAUGAGAUGACAGUAGCAGAGCUUAAAACUCAUGCAUAUGAAGUAUUUAAGAUUCCUGUUAAAGAUCAAAGAUUAUUGCUUACCGGUCGUCCUUUAUGUGGUAAUUAUCUAAUUUUACUUAAAACAAAUAUAAACCCAUAUUCCACAUGUUCUUUUUAAAAUUAUUUUUAGAUGAAAAAUCCUUAAUUGAAUACCCACAAAUUAAAAAUGGCACCAGAUUGAACUUGGUUGUGAAACAGCAACCUGUAAUUAAAACUGAAGAACUAGAAGAAAUGGUCACUAAACAUGUACGGGAGCAUUAUAGCACAGAAGAUACAGUCAAGGUUUUGAAAGAAUUUAUGAAGGAAUUUGACCGUUCAAUUACACAAUUCAGUUUAGAUGAUUACGAACGCAUGGCGAAAUCAUUGUUAUCUAACGAUGAACAACAGACAAGUCAAUAAUAACUGUCAAAUUAAUAUGUAAGGAAUAUUAAGGAAAAAAUAAAUUAAGUAACAACCCUAUUUUAAUUACCUACAUUAUCUAUGUUAUGUUUAGUCAUUUGCUAUAUGUAGGCUUUAUAAUAAUAUAACAAUAUAAAUAAUAUGUAUUUUUUAAUUAUUUAUUAAUCGCCAAAAAGUUAACAUCAGAAAAAAUAAUAAUCUUUUUAUUAUAUUAUUAGCAACAUUGUCUCAUAAGUUUUUUCAACGAGUUAAUAAUCAUCUCCUUUGCUAAUAAUUUCCUUACAUGUUGGUCUAAGCACAAUGGUGUGUUCAAAUUGUGCUGUAUAACAGCCUUUAAUAUCACAUAAUGGUGGAUAUGCAUCAAGUAUACCUGUGUAUAAAUAAAUAGUAUGUUAAUAAUUGUCAAUAGAAUUAAAUAUUUAUACAAAUUUUUCACAUUAAAUAAUUAUAUAAUACAAUAAAAUACCUUUGUCACAUAAGUCUUUUAAUGCCAUUUGAUAUUUAGUAGCACCUAAUCUAUCAAGCCAACGUUUACAAAAUGCUAGAGUACCGAAGUUUUUAUUAAUUGUACCAAGCAAUUUUUGUGAUGCUUGAAGACGAAGUGGCACAUAAGAAGCAUCAAAAUUUUUCAUGUAAUGGGAUGUAUCCAUAUCAUCACGGACAAUUCCACGACCAGUAGAACCAAAUGUUUCAAUCGCAUAAAAUUCGCCUUCUUCCAUCGUAGUAGCUUCUCCUCCUUUGACAAUUGGUACUGUUUUACCAGCAUGUAUUCCUGUGGAAAUGCAAAUAAAAAAUUAAAUUUUCAAUAAAACAACAAUAAUUUAUAAAUGCUUACUGUAAGCAUCAAUUGAAUGGCCAUUAAGAUUUCUAAUUGACUUCACAGGAUAUGUUUUACCAUCAAGCUCGACUUCAUAAGAUUCCAUCACUUCUUGAAUAGCUUCACCAACUUCACAAAGUUUAACAUCAAUUCCAGCAACCUAAUAAAUCAAAUUGAUUAAACAUUUUUUUUUCAAAUAUAUUAUUUGUAUUUACUUUAAUUCCAGUGUUAGUAGCAUCUCUCACUGCUUCUACUAGUUUGUCAUAUUUAGGAUUAAAAGUCAAAGUAAAUGCACAAUCUAUAAUUCUACCUAAAAAUAGAAAUAAAAAAGUAUAAAAUAUUGAAAAAAAAAAAAAAGUAUAAAAUGCAAGAGUAAUAUUACCAUUAACAUGUGUGCCAAAAUCAAUUUUAGUAACAUCAUCAUACAAUAAGACUGUAGGAUCACCCGCAUUAGGAGUAUAAUGUGCUGCACAAUUAUUUCUCGAGCAUCCCGUUGGAAAUGCUAAACCAGCUUUAAGUCCAUCUUCUCCAAUUAAAGCUCUAGAACAUCGUUCUAACUCUUCACAGAUUUCAAUCAUAGUCAUACCAGGUUUUACCCAGUUUUGAAUAUGUUUUCGUACCUAGUAAAAUAAUUUGUUGUAGAUAUUUCAAGUCAAAACACAGAAUAAGAUUAUUGUAAGUUACUUGUCUAUGAGCUUCAGCUGCUCGCCUAGCAUCGUUGUAAUCAUCAUACUUGGAACGUUCUAUUGCUCUUUUCUCUUCACUUGUUAUCCUUAGUUUCCCCAUACGACCAUCAUAUUCAACUUCUUGGCCAACUGGAUACUCACCU
Cinara cedri is the source of this 4161-nucleotide messenger RNA. The record is from the annotation of a GenBank genome assembly. NCBI's taxonomy places the organism in Eukaryota, Metazoa, Arthropoda, Insecta, Hemiptera, Aphididae.